Molecule: messenger RNA, 1452 nt
Organism: Pseudopodoces humilis (Tibetan ground-tit)
Lineage: Eukaryota; Metazoa; Chordata; Aves; Passeriformes; Paridae
Gene: GPR50
Product: G protein-coupled receptor 50
Biological process (GO): G protein-coupled receptor signaling pathway
Cellular component (GO): plasma membrane
Molecular function (GO): melatonin receptor activity
Source: RefSeq, a predicted model, not a curated record
AUGGACCGGCUGGGGAGCAACGGGAGCUGCUCAGGCUGCCGGCUGGAGGGGGGCCCGGCGGCGGGAGCCGCCACCGGCCUGGCGGUCGUGCUUAUCUUCACCAUCGUAGUGGACGUGCUGGGCAACGCGCUGGUCAUCCUCUCUGUGCUGCGGAACAAGAAGCUCCGCAACGCCGAGGCAGCUGCAAACGGAGGAGCCAGCUCAGGUAAUACCCACGUCCCUUCAGCCGACCCGCGCUGGGAGGAGCGGGGCAGAGGCGCAGGCAACAUCUUUGUUGUCAGCUUGUCUGUUGCAGACCUUGUGGUUGCAGUUUAUCCAUACCCUCUGAUCUUAAGUGCCAUCUUCCACAAUGGAUGGACCAUGGGAAAUGUCCACUGCCAGAUAAGUGGGUUCCUGAUGGGCUUAAGUGUCAUUGGGUCCAUUUUCAACAUCACAGCAAUUGCAAUCAACCGCUACUGCUACAUCUGCCACAGCCUUCGGUACGAUAAGCUCUUCAACUUGAAGAACACCUGCUGCUAUCUUUGCCUGACCUGGAUACUCACAGUGGUAGCAAUUGUGCCAAACUUCUUUGUUGGCUCCUUGCAGUAUGACCCCCGGAUUUACUCCUGCACCUUUGCCCAGACAGUGAGCACAUCUUACACCAUCACGGUGGUGGUGGUUCACUUCAUCGUCCCACUCUCCGUUGUGACAUUUUGCUACCUACGGAUCUGGAUUUUGGUGAUUCAAGUCAAACACCGGGUGAGACAAGACUGCAAGCAGAAACUCAAGGCAGCUGACAUCCGAAACUUCCUGACGAUGUUUGUGGUUUUUGUCCUCUUUGCUGUGUGCUGGGGACCAUUAAACUUUAUUGGCCUUGCUGUUUCAAUUAAUCCUUCAAAAGUGCAGCCACACAUUCCAGAAUGGCUUUUUGUCCUGAGCUAUUUUAUGGCCUAUUUUAACAGCUGCCUCAAUGCUGUGAUCUAUGGGCUUCUUAACCAGAAUUUUCGGAAGGAAUACAAAAGGAUAUUGCUGACACUGUGGACUCCCAGGCUGCUGUUCAUUGAUGUGUCCAAGGGCGGGACAGAAGGGAUGAAAAGCAAGCAUUCUCCAGCCAUAACAACCAACAACAACCAUGCUGAAAUACACCUAUGAUUUAGGACAGUACUAUUUAUUCUGGAUUACAGUUGUAUAUAUAAUAUAUAAGAACUUUCUACCUGCAUUGCACAUCUGGUGUUACCCUCAUGCAAGAAAGGAGUCUGCAACCUUUCAUACUUAGCUUAUCACUGUGACAUCAAGGCUUUGAGUAAGGAUUUUCAGAAUGGAAAUGACUGAUUUUUUUUUUUUUUAAUUUUUUAUGUGUCGUCUUUCACUGUGUGCCUAGUUAAUCAGUUUGGUUGCUUUUACCACAAGCAUGCCCAUACUUGAAAAGGGAAGUGUUCAGAGUGCAUGGAGAAAUGCAGUUAUGCUUGAAAU